This is a messenger RNA of Acaulospora colombiana, 187 nucleotides long. The record is from the annotation of a GenBank genome assembly. Lineage: Eukaryota; Fungi; Glomeromycota; Glomeromycetes; Diversisporales; Acaulosporaceae.
GGCGGUUCAAAUCAAGUCAGAAACGUUACGCACCCCGACCGGCAAUAGUAGCAGUGGCACAGUGACCCAGACCACAGCGACAACCGCUCCUGCUUCCAACUCGGGAGCUCAGGGCUGGUCAAGCAAGCUUUCUGAGGCUGGAUUCAUCGCUUUGGCCGUCACCUUCGGCAUGGUCGCCUUCCUAUAA